This is a messenger RNA of Cucurbitaria berberidis CBS 394.84, 4140 nucleotides long. Its product is annotated as male sterility protein. The coding region runs from base 303 to 3977 and encodes 1224 amino acids. The record is from RefSeq and is a predicted model, not a curated record. Gene Ontology annotation, molecular function: kinase activity; phosphopantetheine binding. Gene Ontology annotation, biological process: carbohydrate metabolic process. The transcript is spliced from 3 exons. NCBI's taxonomy places the organism in Eukaryota, Fungi, Ascomycota, Dothideomycetes, Pleosporales, Cucurbitariaceae.
AAAGUACGUGCCCUAGUUUGGCCGGAUAAUAGUGCCUCGCAAAUCAGCGGAAUAUCCGGCUUUCCUUGGCCGGAAGCGGAUAUGCAGAGCACCGGAGAUCCUACCGCCAUCGCCUUCGCGGAACCUCCUCACGGCUAGGUUACUCCGGACAUCUGAUCUUUUCCACGAUAGAUUCAAUACUAAAGGAACAUGCGUCGCGGGGUGUUCAUCCAGCACUCAAUUGCAGCAUCUUCGCUCUCGUUGCAAUCAUCUCACUUCCCCAAGUCAUUUUGUUCUACUCCUCACGAGUCCCCACCGAAAGCAUGGCGCCCGCACAGAUCGCCAUACCCGGUCCUCUCUCCCAGCCAAUACCACAGCCUACUAUCCAAAGUGUAGCGCAAGACACACACCGACCGGAUGAUUCCUCAAUACAGACAGUCGACGCGCUGGUACGGCACCGCGCACGCAGUUAUCCUCAUGCCACAAUCGUAUCAUAUCCUAGCUCAGGCGUCGAGUUCGUCGACUACUCGAUGCAACAGCUCGAUGUGUUCGCAUACCGCGUCGCACGUCACUAUCAAGCCUUCAUUCCUACGAGAGCCAGCUCGGAAACGAAGCCUACGACAGUUGCACUCCUCGGCCCGAGUAACUUCGACUACUUGGUCACGCUGCUUGCUCUGACAAAACUUGGCCACACUGUACUGUUCUUAUCAACAAGGAUUUCUCAGUUGGCUGUUGAGUCACUAGUGGAAACGACUGGGGCCACAUAUUUGUUAGCAGAUCCGAAGCUCCUUCAAUUCGCAAACGACGUUCGCUCGAACUUGCCAACACUGCAGGUCAAUGAGAUUACGGGGAGCAGCAGCUAUGACUUCCCAAUCGAGGUUCAUGCGGAUACCCGUAUGGACUACCAACUCGAUCCUGCAAUCGAAGCAACUAACAACAUCUACAUUAUUCACUCCAGUGGUUCGACGGGUCUACCGAAGCCGAUUUAUCAGCCGCAGAAGAGCACCAUCGCCAACUACGCCAUCAGCAUGGAUAUGAAAGCCUUCAUUACCCUCCCGCUGUAUCACAAUCAUGGUAUCUGUAACUUCUUCCGCGCCAUCUACAGCGGCAAGUCCAUUCACAUCUACAACGCGGACCUACCGCUCACACAACCAUAUCUCGCCACGAUCUUGAGGAAGCACAACUUCGAAAUCUUCUAUGGCGUCCCUUAUGCAUUGAAAUUGCUCGCAGAGACCGAGGAAGGCAUCGAAUUGCUAAGGCAGCUGAAGAUUGUCAUGUAUGGUGGUAGCGCAUGUCCCGAUACUCUGGGUGACUUGCUCGUAGAGAAUGGUGUGAACCUCGUUGGUCACUACGGAGCUACCGAAGUAGGUCAACUCAUGACUUCAUUCCGACCUGCAGGUGAUAAGGCCUGGAACUAUGUCCGAGAAUCGCCAAAACUCUCACCCUUCCUUCGAUGGGUCUCACGCGGACCCAACCUUUACGAGUGCAUCAUCUUGGACGGAUGGCCAGCCAAGGUCGCAUCCAAUCAACCUGAUGGCAGCUAUGCAACAAAGGAUUUGUUCGAGCCCCACCCGACAAUCGAAAAGGCCUGGAAGUAUAUCGCACGACUGGACGACACAAUUGCCCUGGUCAAUGGCGAGAAAUUCAAUCCCGUCAUGAUGGAGGGCAAAAUUCGGUCGCACAAGGCGGUCACCGAGACCGUAGUCUUUGGAGCGGGCCGACCCUACCUCGGUAUUCUGGUUGUUCCAAGCCCGGCUGUUCGAGAUCUUUCAGAAGAUGAGAUCAUUGACCAAAUAUGGCCGGUAAUCGAUGAGGCAAACAAAGUCGCUGAGGCGUAUGCAAGGAUAUUGCGCGAUAUGAUCCAUAUCCUUCCGCAUGAUUGCCAGUUUCCACGAACCGACAAAGGCAGUGUCAUCCGUCAGGCAUUCUACAAACAAUUUACUACCGAGAUCGAGGGAGCUUAUGAUCGAGCUGCAACCGCAAGUGGCGAUCUUCAAGCAAUGUCUCUUGAUGAUCUGGAAGUAUUCGUGCGCAAGACUUUAACAAAGUCUUUACCGGAAGCCAGCGACAUUGAUAAGACAGCGGACCUUUUUUCUCUUGGUCUCGACUCUCUUCAAUCCAUUCUGAUCCGCACGGAGAUCUUGAAGACUGUGGAUAUUGGCGGUAACAAGCUCGGUCAAAACGUCGUCUUUGAGUAUCCAUCCAUCGCCUCACUGAGCGCACAUCUUUUGGCUCUUCGCACGGGGCAAGAGGAGGAGCAGACGUCUGUCGCUACACAGAUGCAGGACCUCAUCGAGAAGUACAGUGACUUCAAGCCCGCCAGACGACAGGAUGUUGCUCUCACAGGCGCAACUGGAUCACUUGGUGCACAUGUACUUGCACAGCUGGUAGCGCGACCGGAUGUUGAGACAGUUUACUGCCUCGUAAGGGCCAAGGACAACAAGGACGCUACUCGACGUGUCCGCCAAUCUCUCUUGACACGCAAGAUCUACCACUCCUUGUCGCUCGCAGGACGCCGAAAGAUCCAUGCUCUUGCUGCUAAUCUUUCGGAUCCAUACCUCGGACUCAACAGUCAGACACAUGCGGUUGUCGCAAAGAACCUAGCGACUGUUAUCCAUUGCGCAUGGAGCGUCAAUUUCAACCUGAAACUUUCGUCUUUCGAAAGGGACUGCAUCGCUGGCGUACGUCACCUGAUAGAUCUUUGCCUAGCGGUACCAUCGGCUGAACCUGCAUCUUUCGACUUCUGCUCCUCCGUUAGUACCGUCGCGAGGUGCCCUGACAUGCACACACCCGAGGCACUGGCAGAGCUAGACUGGGCGCAAGGCAUGGGCUAUGCUCAGAGCAAGUGUGUUGCUGAGAACGUCUGCAUGGCAGCUGCCAAGAAGACUGGUGUCAAAGCCAGGGUACUGCGUGUAGGCCAGAUUGUUGCGGACACUGUUCACGGCGUGUGGAAUGCUACCGAAGCCAUUCCGCUCAUUAUGCAAUCUGCAGUCACCAUCGGUGCGCUACCGAAGUUGGUCGAGUCGCCGAGCUGGACGCCAGUUGAUGUCAUCGCAAAGGCCGUGAUGGAAAUCUCCCUCAGUGACGCCGGCUCCAUUGUGGCCAAUGUUACGAACGCGAAGACAUUCUCCUGGAUGGAUGAUCUGCUUCCCGCUCUUCGACAAGCUGGCUUGAACUUCGAUGAAGUCGAGCCAAAGGAGUGGGUGAGAAGGCUGCGCGAGUCGACUGAUACCGCCGAGGCCAACCCGCCAAAGAAGCUAACCGAGUUCUUCGCUUCCAAGUACGACAAAGACACAUUCUCCCCAUCAAGGACAUACGAAACUAGUGUCGCACGAUUAUUCUCUCCUGCUUUGGAUAAUGCACCCGUACUUGACUCGACUUUCGUCAAGACUUUCGUGGACCAGUUCCAGGCCAGUUCAUGGCAACAGAAGCUUUCGGACACACCAGCGCAACAGAAGAAGCAAGUCAUCGUCCUCGCUGGACCUUGCGGUAGCGGUAAAUCUACCAUCGCCAAGAAGCUCAGUGCGACCUUCAAGGCACCCUUUAUCGAAGGCGACGAACUGCACACCUCUGAUGCCGUGACGCUCAUGGCAAACGGUACACCACUCGAUGACUCAGUUCGCGCACCGUGGCUCGAUCGCCUCAAGGAGCGCGCACUUGACACCGUCAUCAACCAGAAUUACGAUAAUGUCUUCGUCUCGUGUUCCGCGCUCAAAUCAGCGUAUCGCGACCGAUUCAGGCAGCUGGAGGAGGGACGUGACGACAUCCAAGUCGUGUUCGUGGAUCUUCAAGUCGAGAAGGAAGAGUUGGUGCGCCGCAUGAAGGAGAGGGGCAGUCAUUACAUGAAAGAGGUUAUGGUGGACAGUCAGUUGGCUAUUCGCGAGGAGCCGGGGGUCAUGGAGACGGACGUGUUCCCUGUUGAUGCUGGGAUGGACAUUGAAGAUGUUGUGGAGGAGGUUUCGGGAUUAUUGAAGGAGGUCAGCGGUGUUCGUGGAUAAGAUAGCAGUGUUGCGGCACUGCUCAUGGGUAUGAAGUUAUUAUGACUGGAUGGGUUUUGGGAGUUUCGGGAGUUUCAAGCUACUCGUCGCGGCUACCAUUGGUAACUUGAUUUCUUUGAAUGUACAUACUCUUUGAAUUAGUUUCACUUAAUUGGCUCUUGCC